This is a messenger RNA of Melitaea cinxia (Glanville fritillary), 1492 nucleotides long. Its product is annotated as serine protease 48-like. The record is from RefSeq and is a predicted model, not a curated record. The coding region runs from base 16 to 1323 and encodes 435 amino acids. NCBI's taxonomy places the organism in Eukaryota, Metazoa, Arthropoda, Insecta, Lepidoptera, Nymphalidae. Gene Ontology annotation, biological process: proteolysis. The transcript has 7 exons. Gene Ontology annotation, molecular function: serine-type endopeptidase activity.
UGUUAAAUUUCAAUAAUGAAACUUUUUUAUCAAUAUUUUUUGAUAACAAUAUGUUUUUUGAUAAAAGUGAAUUCCAUAAAGUUCUAUAGGAGUGUACGUCCAAAAAAAGUGUUCGAAAUAGCACCGUGCCCUGACAAUAGUGAUAUUGUUUCGCGUUUCGAAAGUGGCUUGAAAAAUGGUUACAAUAUAACGAUUAAGAAAACACUUUCUGUUACAACGGAAUUGCGUUUAUCAUUCGAUUCAGAAGCUGCUGUCUUAUUGGGCGACGGUGCAAGAUUUUCAAGUACUGAAGAUAAUGUUUAUAACAUAUUUAAAUUAAUUGUAACUAAAGAAAAAAAUGAUAUUACGUUUAUUAUAAAAGGAUUUCCUGCCCCUCACUCGCCGCCUUACUUAACUAGUCUCAAAAUUAACGAUGAAGAAAAUUGCAGACGACCGAAUUUGACAUAUUUCGAAGAAUUUCCAGUUGGAGUAACGAAACGCAGAAACGUUCCCGAUCGGUUCUGCGGUAAACGCAAGGUUCUGCACACUGAACUCAUAGUCAGCGGAGUUAGCACGAAGGCAGGAGACUGGCCGUGGCAUGUUGCGAUAUACCGGCAGGAGAGAUCAACGUUGAAGUAUAUAUGUGGAGGAACUCUUAUAUCCAAACAUAUUGUUUUAACAGCUGCCCAUUGCACUACGUUAAACGGAGUUCCAGUUCUGCCAGAUAUUUUGGGCGUAUUUGCAGGGAAAUAUUACCUGUUCCGAAGCGAUAUUACCACCCAAGAAUUACAGGUCCACCAAGUGAUAGUCCAUGACGAAUACAGUCACACAACUCUUAAGAAUGAUAUAUCGUUGUUGAAAUUAAGAACUGAAGUUAUUUUCAACAAUUACGUACAGCCUGCUUGUCUGUGGUACGACGAGGCUUAUGACAAACUCACUUCGUUUGAUAUCUUUGGAACGGUGGUUGGGUGGGGUUUCGACCGAACGGACUCCUUAACUACGUCAAUCCAUGCAGCUACAAUCCCAUUGAUUCCUAACUUAUCGUGUAUUUUAAGUAAUCCAAUUUUCUAUUCGAAUGCCAUAAAAGAUGGGAAGAAAUUCUGCGCUGGAUACAAUAACGGUACAUCGGCUUGCAACGGCGACAGCGGUGGGGGUUUCAUGGUCUUCUUACCUGAUGAUUUAACUGAUAACACCAAAAAGACGCCAGGUGCUUGGUAUGUCAGAGGGAUCGUCUCCGAGAGUUUGUCAAGACAAGAUGCUCCGAUUUGUGAUCCGUAUUCAUAUACGGUAUUUACUGAUGUGUCUCAAUACUUGAACUGGAUUAAAAACAAUGUUGGGACUUAAAUUUAUGGUUUCCUUCAACAAAGUGCAUUUUUAGGUGUAUGGUGGUUCUAAGUGCUAAGGUUAAACGGACUUUCUAAGUUAUUUCCACAUUAAUGAGUAUUGAAAUGGACUACGAAUAGUUUGAAUUAUUAAUAAUCAAGUAAUUCUAAUAAAAUAUUUAAGUACUGUU